Messenger RNA from Limulus polyphemus (Atlantic horseshoe crab), 2783 nucleotides. RefSeq names its product inositol polyphosphate 5-phosphatase K-like. The coding region runs from base 251 to 1570 and encodes 439 amino acids. Gene Ontology annotation, biological process: phosphatidylinositol dephosphorylation. Gene Ontology annotation, cellular component: plasma membrane; cytoplasm; ruffle. The record is from RefSeq and is a predicted model, not a curated record. The transcript has 13 exons. Gene Ontology annotation, molecular function: phosphatidylinositol-4,5-bisphosphate 5-phosphatase activity. Lineage: Eukaryota; Metazoa; Arthropoda; Merostomata; Xiphosura; Limulidae.
GGUGUUUGUUUUCACCAUCUGCAAUAAGUAUGGCUACGAAAAGCUGACUAGAUAUUGCCUUUAAUUGGCCGUUGAGGUGGACUAGUGGUAAAAAGUUACAAGGAUAUUUCCUGAACAUGUAUAAGGAUAAUUCAUAGCUUCCAUAUGCAUAUGUGCCCAGCAGGAUGAUGCUUUCUUAGUCAUGAAGAAAUGAAUUUUAUGACAUUGAGUUAAAAUUGAUAUCUAAUUGUUCAUCACUGAGCCUUGGAGAAUGCUUCAGAAUUUCAGAGUGUACCUGUUAACAUGGAAUGUUGUUGGUCGACAACCAGUUGAAGAUCUUCAUCUUAUGCUAGGAUUAGAAGAUCCCAUUGACCCAUUAAAACUUCCAGAUGUUUAUAUUGUUGGCCUUCAAGAAGUGAGUUCCAAGCCUUAUGACCGUGUAGUUGAUUUGUUAUUUGAUGAUCCUUGGGUCAAUUCUAUAAAACAAAUUCUUCGUCCAUGGGACUACGUCAAGGUGAAACAAAUCCGUCUUCAAGGAAUUAUUUUGUUAUUUUUCUGCAAACGAACUCAUUUGGUUCACAUAAGGAGAACUCAGACUGCUUAUACUCGAACAGGAUUUGGAGGUGUUUGGGGUAACAAAGGUGGUGUUAGUAUACGAUUUAAUGUGUAUGGCUGCUCUCUAUGUGUUGUCAACUGCCAUUUUGCACCUCAUGAUAAAGAACUUCAACAAAGAAUAUAUGAAUAUAACACUAUUGUUGACAGCCAAAGUUUUGAUGACCCUCAAAGUAACAACAUCUUAACACAUGAUUAUGUGUUCUGGAUGGGUGAUCUGAACUUUAGAAUUGAUGAUUUUUUGACUGAAGAAAUUAAAUUAAUGAUUGAAAGAGAAGAAUUUGCACCUUUGUUGGCAAAGGACCAGUUGUGUCAGAUAAGAAAAACAGGUCAGGCAUUUGGUGAAUUCACAGAAGAAACUCCCACAUUUCCACCUACUUACCGGUUCAUCAUUGAUAGUGAGGAAUAUGAUUACUUGAAUCGGAGGCCUGCAUGGACAGACAGGAUUUUAUAUCAUUUCACUCGGAAUGCUUACGAUCAGGUUUCAUUAGACCUGGAACAGCAUCAUUAUAAGAGCUAUCCAUAUUAUCUUCAGAGUGACCACAAACCUGUAUCAUCUGCUUUUAGCAUUAAGGUCUUUUCUGAACCAAAAGAAGAUUUGAUCAUUUUCUUUCCUGUUCAGAACUGGAGAAUAAACACAGAUGGAAUUGCCUGCUACAAAACUGUUAGAGCAGAUAUUCACACCUGGGACUGGAUAGGCUUGUAUCGGGUACAGUUUAGCAGCAUUGAUGAGUAUCUUUGUUAUGUCUGGGCUUCUACUAAGCCACUUGUCAUUUCAUCAUCAACACCAGAAAGUGAGGAUUUGAUUGUGUCAACUCAAGAAAGCUCUACUAGGGCCCAUUGUGCCUGGCUACAAUAUCAAGUAACUUUUGCUGACCAUAAUAUUCUUCUUCCUGGCACAUACCAGCUGUUGUAUAUCAGCAGUAGUUUUGAUAAUGUGCUGGGAAUGAGUGAACCUUUUGAAAUUCUCAGAGGAUGACAAAGUCAUGUGGUGAAGCACUGGAUUGAAGAAAUAUCAUUUUGGAGUCCUGAGCAGAAUAAUUCAUGACUACGUAAGAGACUGAGGAGUAUAGUGGAAAUUAUUUAUAACUCUGAAUACGAGCAAACUAACACCGAUUACGACUGCAAUAAUUUCAAAUGAGAUGUACAUUAAUGAAGGCACUAUGGUGGUGAUAAUUAAUCAUGAAUUGAAUAUUUGUCAUUAUAAUUACUACAGUUUAUCUUGAAAGAGAGAGACAGUUAAACAUCACCUGAAAGUGACCAUAACAUGUACAAUAUAAACUGCAAAUAUGAUUUGAAAUUUUUAGAGAUUAGAUUGUUUUGAUUUGGCAUUUAGGUAUCUUCUCUGUUAUCAAUUUGUUUUCACAAUUCCAUUAAAAUGUUUUAUAAUAUGCUCAGCUUCUAAGAGUUAGGUUCAGUCUAAUUCACUAAAUACAUGAAUGAUGACAAAUUUAUUUUUAUAUAAAAGUAAUUAUCCAAGAAAUUUGAAUAUAAACAAUUUUUUUAACUAUAAUGAAGUAGAAAACUGAAUGUUAGUUACUGCAAGAUAUAAAUAGUUAUUAUAAUUUCUGCAGAUAUUUUCUACUUAAGAACUUACCAUAAUCAUAGAUACCAUAUAAUAGUUUUCUAGACCAUAAAUACUUAUAGUCAUACAGUAUUCGAAAACCAAACUACCAUAUGUUGAAACUGUAAUUUUUAGCCAUAGCACAAGGGAUCAUAGAACAGCUCCAAGUUUUUUUGUUUUUUUUCAAGUACAGACUUUUAGCUCAUAGCUCCUUCAUCCCUUGACCGAUAUGAGAUCAAAUUACAGUUUUGUACUCGGGAGGUCAAACCCUUUAGAUUGAUAUACUUGAACAUGCCCAAGGUCUCAUAGGUUAAUUUAUUUAAAUCCUGACUAAAUGAAUUUCAUGUGCCGCAGCUAUUGAGGAUACCCUCUUGUUAAAUUUAUUCCUUGUCAUUAUGACAUACCCAUUGGGAAUGCAUGUAGUUUAUAACUUUAAGUUACAAACUAGGCAUCUUGAAGAUUUGAAACAACUGAUAGCCAAGUAGGUGUAAUACAAACUAUUAAAGUUCUAGCUCCAGCCUGUAUUUUACAACUUUCUCUUUAGGCAGAUUUUGUUAAACAAGACCGAUGUCUGUAGGUUUACUUUCUUCUUAGAAUUCUUCUCAAGAAGUCGAUAAGCCGUCUUGAU